AUGUGUGCUGCAAAAUUAAAGCAUGAAAAACCACCCAAAUUAAGCACUAAGGAAAAAGUGAAGGAACUGACUUCCUCCUCCUCCUCGAGUGCAUCAUCUUCUUCAAGUGAAUCUUCCUCAAGCGAAUCUGAUUCUGAUUCUGAUUCCACUUCCACUUCCACUUCCUCUUCCUCUUCCUCAUCUGAUGAUGAAUUAAGUUCUUCCAGUUCCUCUAAUAACUCUACUAGUGAUUCUGAUUCUGAUUCUGAUUCCAGCUCCUCCAGUAACUCUACUAGUGAUUCUGAAUCUAGUACCAGUUCAAGUGAAUCUUCAAGCAACUCAGAUUCUUCCAACGAAUCAUCUAGUGACUCAGACUCUUUCAGCGACUCAGAAUCCAACUCAAGUUCCGACUCUUCAAGCGAUUCUCCUAGCGACUCAGAUUCCUCUAGUGAUUCAGAAUCCAGCUCAAGUUCUGACUCUUCCAAUGAGUCUUCUAGCGACUCGGAUUCCUCUAGUGAUUCAGAAUCCAGCUCAAGUUCAGACUCUUCCAGCGAUUCAUCUAGCGACUCAGACUCUUCUAGUGAUUCAUCUAGCGACUCAGACUCCUCUAGUGAUUCAGAAUCCAGCUCAAGUUCAGACUCUUCCAGCGAUUCAUCUAGCGACUCAGACUCUUCUAGUGAUUCAUCUAGCGACUCAGACUCUUCUAGUGAUUCAUCUAGCGACUCAGACUCCUCUAGUAAUUCAGAAUCUAGCUCAAGUUCUAACUCUUCCAGCGAUUCUUCCAGCGACUUAGAAUCUGGUUCAAACUCAGACUCAUCCAAUGAGUCUUCUAGCGACUCAGAUUCCUCUGAAAAUGAGAAUGUAAAUAAUAAAAAGAGAAUAAGAGAAGAUAAUGACAAUGAAGCUACAAAGGAAAUAAUCAACUCUUCCUCUUCCAUUACGAAUAACACUAACACUAACAAUAACAACAAUAGUAACAACAACAGUACUAAGAGAAAAAAGUUGAAUAUAUCUGCAGGUACUGAUGAAAUAAAAGAGGGACAAAGGAAACAUUUCUCUCGUAUUGAAAGAGAAAAGAUUUCAUUUGAAGCCUGGGAAUUGACAGAUAACACAUAUAAAGGUGCGGCAGGUACUUGGGGUGAAAAGGCAAAUGAAAAAUUGAGUAGGGUUCGUGGUAAAGAUUUCACAAAGAACAAAAAUAAGAUGAAGAGAGGUUCCUAUAGAGGUGGUACUAUCACUUUAGCUUCUGGUUCAUAUAAAUUCAUUGAUUAA
Molecule: messenger RNA, 1251 nt
Organism: Arxiozyma heterogenica
Lineage: Eukaryota; Fungi; Ascomycota; Saccharomycetes; Saccharomycetales; Saccharomycetaceae
Gene: SRP40
Product: Srp40p
Exons: 1
Coding region: 1-1251 (416 amino acids)
Source: RefSeq, a predicted model, not a curated record